AUGUUCGACAUCUUUGCGAAGCUCCUCUCCUCCGUCGCGUCCUUCCUCUUCCCACUGUUCGCCAGUUACAAGGCCCUGAAGACCUCAGAUCCUGCGCAAUUGACACCAUGGCUCAUGUACUGGGUUGUCUUGGCCUGCGCGCUCCUCGUUGAGUCCUGGACCGACUGGAUUCUUGUUUGGAUACCCUUUUACGCCUACAUCAGGCUCCUUUUCCUGGUGUACCUCGUUUCCCCCCAGACCCAAGGCGCCCGUGUCAUCUACGAAGAAUACGUACACCCGUACCUAGAAGAGAACGAGGCGGCCAUCGAGGAGUUCAUCGCCUCGUCCCACGAGCGUCUCCGCCGUGCGGGUAUUGAAUAUCUCAACCAUGCCAUUGAGGUAAUCAGAACCAGUGUGUUCGGUCUCCCACCGUCUCCCGAGCCCGCGGCCGCAUCCGGGCCCCAGACCGCGGGGUCGUAUACCCAAACGCUACUGUCAAAAUUCACCCUUGCGACGCCGAAGUGGAAUACCACCAAGCCACCGCCAGCUCCGGCCCCCACCACCGGCGGCUUGACCUCGGACUUCUUCAACCUGCUUUCCUCCGCCGUCAGCACCGCAGCGUCGUCCGCCACAGCUGCCUCCACAUCCCGCGCUGCGCCGUCCGCCAGCGGCAGCAGCAGCAGCAGCAUCAUCCCCGAAUCGAUCCUCUCCGCCGGCACCGCCGCCCGCGUCUCCUUCAUCCAAGCUCAGCGCGAGCGCCUUCGUUUCGUCCUGUCUGCGCUCGACCGCGAGGAGGAGGCUGCUACGCGCCAACAUGAGGAAUCGGCUCAGGCUCGCGGCAUGCAGCACGACAAGCGGGAUUCUCUCGGCGAAGCUAGCGUCGGGAGCGGUUUGAGCAAGAGCCGGUCCGAAGGGGAUUUUGAGAAGUUGGACUUGCCCAGCGGCGGCGAGGAUGAGGGGGAUGGGGCUGCUGUGCGAAGACGGGGACAGGGACAAGGUGGGAGUUGGAUGGGUUGGGCUUGGGGGUCUGGGUCUGGGCCCGGCGAGGAGGCUGGGAAGAGUUCGGGGUUGGAGAAGUAA
Dichotomopilus funicola is the source of this 1059-nucleotide messenger RNA. RefSeq names its product receptor expression-enhancing protein 2. NCBI's taxonomy places the organism in Eukaryota, Fungi, Ascomycota, Sordariomycetes, Sordariales, Chaetomiaceae. The transcript has 3 exons. The record is from RefSeq and is a predicted model, not a curated record. Bases 1 to 1059 code for a protein of 352 amino acids.